AUGACAUCCCCGGACUACAGUAACCACUUCUCGUUGGCCAACAUCCCGUUCGGCAUAGCAUCAUCUCCGAGGCAUCUUACUCCGCAAUGCGUUACUCGGCUAGAGAAUACCGUCAUUUUCCUCGGUGUGCUUCAACAGUCUGGUGUCUUUGUCAAGAUCUCCGGUCUUCCUGAAGGGGUAUUCAGCAAGUCCACGCUCAAUGAGUUCGCUGCACUUCCAAAGGCUGUCCACCGCGAGGUACGGACUGUGCUGCAGAAUAUCUUGAUUAAGGAAUUGCCUUCAAACAGCACCGAGGAUAUUAGUGCAGUCAUUCUACACCUUCCCGUAUCGGUGGGUGGGUUCACAGAUUUCUCGUGCAGCCUUCACCAUGUCCGAAACGCCGGUCGGGCAAUCCUCAACGACGAAUCCCCACCUCCGGGCUUCUUUAAUUUCCCGAUCGGAUAUAAUGGUCGUUCGAGUACAGUGGUAGUCUCCGGGACUCCAAUCGUCCGUCCAAAGGGCCAUUUCUUUGAUCGGACUGCUACCAGCGAGAAGAAACCGAUUAUAUAUGGCCCAUGCAGAGCGAUGGACUAUGAGCUGGAGGUCGGUGUGAUUGUAGGAAAGGGCGUGCCGAGACAACAGGAGGUCAACGCCAAAGACGCGGAUGAACAUAUCUUCGGAAUGGUCAUUUUGAAUGAUUGGAGUGCCCGCGAUAUUCAAGGUUGUGAGAUGGUCCCACUGGGUCCUUUGAACGGCAAGGCUUUUGGGACGAGUAUCUCCCCAUGGGUGGUGACACUGGAUGCCCUCGAGUCCUUCAAGGUGUCUGGACCAAAACCUGAGGCUGUGCUUGCUAGUCAUUUGGAAGAUGUCUCAGGGUCCGAGUCCAACUAUGACAUCGGAAUGAAGGUGGAACUUUUGAACGAAGGACAGAUUACAACUCUCAGUGAAUCGAACACCCGUGAUCUUCACUGGAGUGGACGCCAGAUGUGCGCCCAUCUUGCCAGUACUGGAGCGGACCUUCAGACUGGUGACAUCUUGGGGACAGGCACAGUCAGUGGACCAACUGACGGCAGCUUUGGCUGUUUGCUUGAAGUUACCAAGGGUGGGAAGGAACCUGUGUUUCUGGCAAACGGCUCGAAGAGAUUUUAUUUGCAGGACGGAGAUGUGAUUCGCAUGACUGCUUUGGCUGGAGCGCCUGGUUCUGGUGUUGGGUUCGAAACCUAA
Messenger RNA from Penicillium arizonense, 1203 nucleotides. RefSeq names its product fumarylacetoacetate hydrolase family protein. Gene Ontology annotation, biological process: L-phenylalanine catabolic process; homogentisate catabolic process; L-tyrosine catabolic process. NCBI's taxonomy places the organism in Eukaryota, Fungi, Ascomycota, Eurotiomycetes, Eurotiales, Aspergillaceae. Gene Ontology annotation, molecular function: fumarylacetoacetase activity. Bases 1 to 1203 code for a protein of 400 amino acids. The transcript is spliced from 3 exons. The record is from RefSeq and is a predicted model, not a curated record.